Blastomyces dermatitidis ER-3 is the source of this 5393-nucleotide messenger RNA. RefSeq lists its product as uncharacterized. NCBI's taxonomy places the organism in Eukaryota, Fungi, Ascomycota, Eurotiomycetes, Onygenales, Ajellomycetaceae. The coding region runs from base 1347 to 4238 and encodes 963 amino acids. The transcript has a single exon. The record is from RefSeq and is a predicted model, not a curated record.
UUUUUUGUAUAAAUUGAAGCAGAGUCUGCCAAACUCUUGUAUAAAUAUCUACUUCAUCAGCAGAAAAUAUCAGUUCUAUGGAAAUUUCAGCGAGCCGCAAAAUGAAGUCUAACUCGAAUAGGAAAUUAAUUUACAAUGUGCAAAAGAGGCUUUUUGACCUUAAUCCAACCUCCAAGCAUUUGUCUUGCUGCAAAACAAAUCUUCAAUUAAGGCAUUUUCAUUCACUCAACCCACAUUUUUUUCCGACUCACCUCUUUCAACUUGAAAGCAGAAAGAUGUGUGUGCUGCUGCACCUGGCCAGCCAGGUGGAUCAGCCAGGUGCAUCGAACAUUGUUCCAUAAGCAAAACCAUUUGAUGGCUAGUCUUUUGGUGAAUCUGGUGCUUGUGAUAAAAUAUGAUGCCCUGUGUUGCGGAACAUCUAUCCGCCUUCCAUGGGCUUUCAAAGAGCUUUGUUUGCGAGGCCUUUGAGGAUGGUUUUCUCCUAUAAUAGCUCCAAAUAUAUGGAUCUGUUAUCAGCUUAUACAAGGAGACAAGAGCUGCUUUCAAGAUCUUUUUACCAGGCACUUUGUUUAUGAAGAAAAAGGGUAUAUCUAGCUGGAACACCACAGGUCAAAAACAGUUACAAUCAUCACUGAAUCUUUCACAAUGAAGGCAUUCAGUGGUAUACCCUAAAUUCACAAAACAAAGAACUGCAUAUUAUUCACUCUCAGAGGAGAAAUACUAAGAAAUACCAGGAACAUUGCCUACCUGUGCAGCAGGAUCAAAUGGGUAAACAGUCCUUGGAGCUCUUUUGCCCCACUGAUUGAACUUCACAAUGAUUUGAAUCAAAAGAAUUUUGUUGUUUGCAAAACACCCCAGUGGUUGAGUGAAAGAGGGCCCCAUCUGUUUACUUUAUGCAGCUUGUUUGCGGAGCAGUGCUUUAUAUAAGACAGGGAUUUCCCUAUCUAUAUUUAUCAUGUUUUUAUGCUUGCUAUUAUAUCGAUACAAGCUGCUUCUUUAUUUAGAUCAAUUCUUUACGGCUACAUGGGGACCUGCUACAUGAUGAAGUAAAUGCUUCAUUCCUUCACAAACAGCAUUUAACUCCAUUACAACUCUCCGCUUUCCUAGCUCUUUUCUACCUCUAGAUAUCCGACAUAAAGCUGUAUCCCCUCCACUGGCCAACGUCAAUAACAACUUUAUGAGUUUGAACCCUACUUUUCCUAUUACGUCGAUAUCAACUUACCAUUACUCCGAGCAUCGGACUCUUCUUCGAUUUCAUAGCGUUCAACCGAAUAGAGUCCUUCCGGAAGCCUCAUCUACAUUAGGUCAGAGCCGCAGACAGCCCCUCGCGGGGACUUAUCGUAACCAUGGAGCCGUACCUACUAAUCGGCGUUUUCACGCUUCUUACCAGUAUUGGAUUUUAUCUUCCAGUACCAUUUACGAAUAUACACCCAGAUAGACCUCUUUCAGAACGCCUUGUUGGCGCUCUCCAGCUGACCGCAACGGGGGAAUGUGCUGCAAGACUGUACAACUAUUUAAGUACGCCACAUCAAAAUGACACUGACUCUUACGCCCUUGAGACUGAUCCCAAAGGCCGCGACACCCGUACGACUAUCUACACGCCAAUCCCGGAAUCAUUUCAACAAAGCAAUGCCCAGAGAGCUUUCCAAGAUUCCCAAAGCCCUCCCCAAACUGUGACUGUAUUUUUGACCUCAACAAUUACGAGCCCUCACGGAGCCGGUCACACGAUAAUGCCAGACAAUAUAUACGAGGUUCCAACUAAUCCUGAGUGGGUUCUAUCUAGAUGGAGCCUCCAACUCGAGGACGAAAUCCUACGCAACCCAAAUAUGUACACUGCCAUCAUUCUCUUAUUUGCGUUUGUUACCUGGUUCCUCUCUCGCAGCAGGCACUCUAGAAUCUCAGCAAGUCAUGAUACAACUCUGCAGGCAUCUAAAGGGACAGACACCGAAUUCGUACAAGCAUUAACCCGACUUUUUCAGUUGAUGAUGUCUAGCCAAAUUAACACCACAAAUACCACUCCAAAUAUCUCAGAAACUUUCAACGCCAGUCUACAACAUGUUCAGGAACAGGUGAACCGGUUGCAGACGGAACAAAAGUCGGAAAUAACUAGCGCUCGUUUCGCAUCUCUAACCGACCUAGUGGGUGACUUGGAAAAUAAAAUGGCGCGGCGGCCAGAUCUCGAGGAAUUGUCCGCCAAAGUUAAAGCCUCUAAUUCCAGUUUACAAUCUCUCAAAGUACAGGUGGACCGCCUGUUAGAAGCGCCACACUCGAAGCUUACCGGCGCGGAGCUCGCUUCCUUGAUCGAUCAAAUGCCUGACCUGAGCCUGAAAUUCACUCCAAAAGCCGACUUUGACCAGAUGCUCAUCAGGUCAACUGAAAUGACGGACACGUUAAACUCCCAAAAUAUGAAGAUACAACAAGCUGUGGGCCGCUGGAACGAGUUUACCACUUGGCUUCAAGAUCUUCGGCGCGAGAUUCAGGGCCUUCGAACUAGUCUUGACACCAAAGGAAAGGAGGUGAAGGAUUUAACAAUGGGAUUUGCACAACUUAAAGAGAAACAGAAGGAAUAUCAUCAAGUCACACAGCGAACGCUGACGGAAAAAACAAUGGUCUUAGAGCUCCAAAAGAAAAUCACCUCGUCAGAAAAUAAAACGAACCUAUUAAUCCAAGAUGUCGAGACGCUUAAAAGACAAGCCAAAAAUAGUGAAAAAACUGAAAUAUCGACUGUUGUUCUGACUGACCAAAUAGGCGAGCUUCAAGCGAAAAUGACCUCUUCGGAAGAGGCCAUCCAGAAAUUGAAUAGGGAGUGGGAACUCUGGAUGCAAGGUGAUGAUGUCUCUGAGGGUGGCGGUCUAAUUAAAUUCCCUAAUACACAGGCCAUAGACCUCGGCGCAAAGGUUGAGUCGUACAUAAGCACGGCGAGUUCGAUAACCAGAGAUUUGGAUACCUUGAAACGUGAAACUCAGGAGUCGACUGGCGAACUUCAGGGGAAGUUCACAUCCCAUGAAUCGACUAUCAAACGAUUGACUGGUGACUUAGAGGCGUUAAAGAACAUCAAACAUUCUCCGAAUAAUCAAUGGGAGCUACUCCAGAAAAAGGUUGCGUCAAAUGAGAAUGCCACGAAAACGCUGUUCGGGGAUUUGGACAAAUUGAAAAAUGCCAUCCUAGAAUCAAACAGUCAAACAGACGAAGUUCGAGGGAAGCUCAGAUCCAGCGAAGACACUUUACAGCGAUUAGCUAAUGACGUGAGAGCACUGACAAACGGGAGGCGGGAUCCGAACAACGAGAUCAAGCAGCUCCAGGAAAAGGUAAAUUUGUUCGAUACCUCCAUAGAGCGGUUGACCCAGACACUAGAAACUUUAAAAAAUGGGCAACAAAGCGGCAUUGAAGCGAAAGUGAACAAACUUCGGUCAACCCUUAACGAGGUAGAUACAAUUGCCUUGACUACGCGAAAUGAUGUGGAUCGGAUUACGGCCCGAAUCAAGGAAGUCGACCAGUCAAAUCGAACAUCUCGUGCCCUGCUCACUCAACAAGGCAUAGAACUUCUCAAACUCCGUGAAAAGUUAGGUAUCAUCGCGCCUUUAACAAGCCCCUUUGAUAAUGAGAGUGAGCUAGCGCAAAAAGAUGCAGCCAUGUCAACAGCCAGCAUGUCUUCCCAAAUAUCAAACCGAAAAGAACUUACCAAAGACAUACAAAAUGAAUCUGCCCAGACAUCCACGAUUCCCAAGGACGAUAAACCCCAGCCAUCGGCAACAUUAUCUACAAUCCAAGCACGGGGAGAUUUUGGCCAUAGGCACACGAGCUACUCUACUGAGGAAACUACUAGCAAGGAGCCAGCAAGGCCUACGACUUCUACUAUAUUAGCAACGCUAGCAUCCCCGCCGCUGGACACCGUGGCUUCAGUCCCUGGACUAAAAACCUCGGUACCGAAACAGCAAGAUAAAAAUAUAAGUCGCUGGGAUCCGGCGUACGAGAAAGCUGAUGUCAUUCCAAGGGCCGAAAAAAUACCAUCUCAAGUGGCUCUUGGUGCUAUUCCACCACUGAAAGGCGCAGAAUCAAAGGAAUUAAACGAGCCCCUGGCGAAGCAAACCACUUUGCCGUCCAAGCACCCAAGUUCAGAGGCCUCCUCAAGACAACCAGACAAAAAUAUGAGCCGCUGGGAUCCUGCAUAUGUUGGACCAGAGGGCACACUCUCACAAGAUAAGAAGGGCGGAAAGAAAAAAUCAGCUAGGAAGUGAAAUUGCGCUCUGGAGCUUUUCUUUUUCUUUUUUUGUUUUUUAUUUGGAUUUACCAAAUUUCCCUAUUUCAAAUUUGUGUCUUGUGUCCUCGCCAGGGAACCGUUCUAUUAAAGGUACUGCAUGCCGAGCCUUUCCAGCCUAGCACACUCCUGCCUUUACUAACUCCCCAAAAUACGCAAUGUUUUGUGACUUGGUGCUGUAAAUGAGGUGUCUUACUGGCCCUUGUGAUCCAGUCCUCCGAAACGGCGGUAUCUUGAUACAUAUGAUAAUAUUGUGGUAUAGGUAUCUAUGCUUUCAGAUUUGUUUUCCCCCUAGUUGCCCGCGUUUCUCGUGUGCGGCAUCAAAUAGUUAAGACACCAGGAUACAAUUUCUGGCAAUCGAGAGGCAGGAACCUGAAAGCUACUCGAGCUAUGGAGUUUAGGUAUUUUUCUUCGAGUAUUUGAAUUGUUUGCUAUUGUUUGUAAACCAUAUACUUUGUCUAGAGAAACUCCAGCUUUAGAAAUGCUAAGAAAGUUGAAACAAGAAUAAAAGGAACGACAAGAAAAGGAAGAAGAGUAGAGCAAAUAGAAAAACGCAAUUGGGAUGGGAAUUGCAAGGGUUUAUACGGAUUAGAGCCCUUAAACUUACGAACAGACCGUCAAAAUCUCCGUCAAGUCAUCCGAGAAAUGAAUUCACGGGGGGGUUAAAAUACACCGAAAGCCAAGUUAAGAGAGGCAGGGGCAAAUACCGUGGUGGCUCAGAAAGGUUGCAAGACGACCGGUGGCAUGAGCCGGAUAGAGAUCAGUUUAGAAAACUACGUGAGAACAGUUAUUACCCUUCAGGGAGAAGUCUGAACUUGAGCGAUACAACAGAAUGCAGAGAUAGAUUCGAAAAACCCGGGGAGAAGGCAAUUAGAGGUGAUCGGGCUCCUGGAAAUAUAAUAUAUCUAGGCUGCGUUUACUUGAUACCAUCAUGAUGUCCACCAAUGUUGUACACGUACAUGUAAAUAUGGAAACCUUUUUAGAUCCUGCCAAAGUCGCAGCUUUCAACACCUCAAAGCAAAACUCCAAAGACGUUCGCUAAUUUUAAUGUUUCUAUUUUAAUAGUGUUUGUCGUAAGUAUUAUGACAGAGUAUCGCUACAAUAAAACUAGCCCUGCAGUCAAGUAUGGUCACCU